AUGGAAAAGUUCUCCCAGUACCGCGAUAAGGGCACAGGUGUUGCUCCCUACCUGCCGCAUCCGCGCUCCAAGGCUGACGGUUCGCUCCCCAGCACGAUUUUCGUCGUUCUGCAGGCGCCCCUGGCUCUUGUGGAGAGUGUGAUCAAGAUCCCCCUCUUGCUCGCCCUGCUGGCGCUGUAUGCGGGCAUCAUCCAAUUCAUCACAAUCGAGCCGGUACGAAAGGCCUACUUUUCGACGCUGCUGUUUGUCAGUGGCUUCUGGUUCUGGAACGUGUCCGCCGAAGCGGUGAGAAGAAACAAGCUGACCGAGGCCUACCCCAAGCCCGGAGAGGUCGUGGUGUCCAACUACCUGUCGCCCAUUGACGCCUUUGUGUACUCUGCACUUUUCGACCCCGUUUUCAUCGUCCCCCACGCCUCUUCCCGAGUCUACCAGGAGCUGGGUCCGUUUGGAGUCUUCUUCAAGGCCCUGGGUAUCCCCGAAAUCGUGCCUCCAACCCAUGGGGAGUCGCUGUCCAAGAUUGUGUUUGACGCCACCUCCAAGGGACGAGCCGUGGUUGUGUUUGCCGAGGGAACAACCUCCAACGGACGAGGUCUGCUGCCCCUGCUACACAUUGACUUCCACCAGCUCUCUCAAAACACAAAGGUGAUUCCGGCAGGCCUCAGACUCGCCCCCCAGUACAUCACCACCCCUCUGCCCGUGACGCUGCCCAUGUGGGUCUUCCGACUGCUCUCAAACCCCACUGGAUGGCACGUGUCUCUACGGUUUGCCGAACCGUGCUACGCGAAGGACACCAACGUCAACAACACACUGGUGGAGAGCAUUUGUCGGGUGGGCCGACUCAAGAGCAUCGGUCCAGAUCUCGGUGUUGAGGGAAAGCGAAACUUUUGGAAGGUCUACAACAAGAAGAAGGACGUUUGA
Molecule: messenger RNA, 918 nt
Organism: Yarrowia lipolytica CLIB122
Lineage: Eukaryota; Fungi; Ascomycota; Dipodascomycetes; Dipodascales
Source: RefSeq, a predicted model, not a curated record